AUGAUGACCCCGCCCUCUCCUUUUUUCUAUGGUUCCAAAAGUUUUCGCAUCCAAUGGAGGGAUUCAAACCAUCACCCCUUCCCGUUUGUGACAGACCGUCUUGGUCUGUUGAUACUCUGGGAUUUUCGCCUUCCUCUUGCACCAUCUCAACCCCUUGUAUCCCCUGCUCUGAGCCUUGGUCCCACUCGUUCUUUACAAAACUUCAUAUGUAACUAA
This is a messenger RNA of Laccaria bicolor S238N-H82, 216 nucleotides long. RefSeq lists its product as uncharacterized. Bases 1 to 216 code for a protein of 71 amino acids. Lineage: Eukaryota; Fungi; Basidiomycota; Agaricomycetes; Agaricales; Hydnangiaceae. The record is from RefSeq and is a predicted model, not a curated record. The transcript has a single exon.